Molecule: messenger RNA, 1887 nt
Organism: Impatiens glandulifera
Lineage: Eukaryota; Viridiplantae; Streptophyta; Magnoliopsida; Ericales; Balsaminaceae
Product: bifunctional endo-1,4-beta-xylanase XylA-like
Exons: 2
Coding region: 35-1564 (509 amino acids)
Source: RefSeq, a predicted model, not a curated record
UUGUUUCUUCUGUUUCUCUCUCUGGAUUAUCGAAAUGGGGCAAUGGAAUCGUCGGAGAUGGUGGUCGCGCAAAAGGAAUUUCUAUCAAGAAGAUCAUCAGGACAAACAUUCUUACAACGAAAAUCAAAUCGAACCUUCUGAGUAUGAAGACAAUAUUCCUUCAUGGGAAAAGCAAUUCUGCAAGUUUGCGUCUGUCCCAUGGGGGAAAGUUUUAUUCGUUAAGAAAUAUAUGCACAUGCAUGAAGAAAUUGUCAAGUGGAAUGAUUCUUCAGGCGAAGAAGCUUUCAACGACGCGAAGCAAAGGUUUUGGGCACAUAUAAAUGGCAUUCCCUGUGAUAUUUGUCUGCCUGAUCCAGAUAUGUAUAUUGAUAAGAAUAUCGAUUGGAAUACAAGUAUUGAUCCCGAACUCAUUGCCUCGUUGGAUCUAGUGUUCUUUGAUGUUGACAAAACAACGGAUUGGAAUGCUGCAAACGAAAAGACAACAAAUUCUAACCAAGAACAGAAGAUGCAAAGUAAUGUUCAAAAUCCUUGGGAACCAACUGAUGGAGCCGAGAAGGAUGCUGCUAAUGAAAAGACUUCAAUUUCAAACCAAGAACCGAAGAUGCAAAGUAAUGUUCAAAAUCCUUGGGAACCAACUGAUGGAGUUGAGAAGGAUGUGGGAACCAGUUGGGGUCAAGGCCACUCACAGUCUAACAAUAAGGAUAGCAGUUUGAAGGACGAAAAGAGAUGGAACCGGGAUUGGGAUCAGAAUAAUAAUACUAAUAAUGGUGAAUUUGGGUGGGAACCAACUGAUCGAGCUGAGAAGGAUGUGGGAACCAGUUGGGGUCAAGGCCGCUCACAGUGUAACAAUAAGGAAAGCAGUUUGAAGGAGGAAAAGAGAUGGAACCGGGGUUGGGAUCAGAACAAUAAUACUAAUAAUGGUGGAUUUGGGUGGGAACCAACUGAUGGAGCCGAGAAGGAUGUGGGAACUAGUUGGGGUCAAGGCCACUCACAGUUUAACAAUAAGGAAAGCGGUUUGAAGGAGGAAAAGAGAUGGAACAACCGGGGUUGGGAUCAGAAUAACAACAUUAAUAAUGGUAGAAUUGGGCGUGAACCAACAAAAAGUGGUUAUGACAAUGGUUGGGGAGAUUAUAAUAAUGGUGGAUUUGGGUGGGAACCAACUGAUGGAGCCGUGACGGAUGUGGGAACCAGUUGGGGUCAAGGCCACUCACAGUCUAACAAUAAGGAAAGCGGUUUGAAGGAGGAAAAGAGAUGGAACAACCGGGGUUGGGAUCAGAAUAACAACAUUAAUAAUGGUAGAAUUGGGCGGGAAUCAACAAAAAGUGGCUAUGACAAUGGUUGGAGAGAUUAUAAUAAUGGUUAUAACAAUAAUAAUAACCAGUGGGGGAAUUCGAAUAAGGAUUUUAUAAGACCUAAUGGCAGAGGUUGGAGGCCUGCUAAUGAUAAUAGUAGCCGCAAGAGAGAAUGGACUGACCAAGAUGCAUCGAGGUAUAAAUCGUUUAGAUCCUAUGAUAGGAGUAACAACAACAAUUGGAGGGGUAGACCGCCAAUGUCUAGGCAAUAAAACCAACUUAUGAUGAUUUUUUAUGAUGAUUUUUUUUGGGGAGGCAUAAAUCAUAAUUGAGCAUUUGAAGAUCUUUAUAUUUAUGGUUCUUGUUCAAUUAGUAAUCACCAUUUACUAUGCAUAUUAGAAACACUUUUUGUAUCUUAUAAUCUUCUUGAUCUAGACAUGGAUAUAGAUUAUGGUAUAAAAUGCUUGGUUGGUUGAUAUUCAUUGAAAAUUGUGUCAUUUUCACAUUUAAAUCUCACAUAUAUAUUGUCUUCAUCUAGUCCAAUUAUUUAUAAACCUAGGAGUGCUCUUUUCAUUGAAAAUGUUGACAAAUCAAA